UGUGCUGCCUCACAUCACUAGCCCAACAAACAGCUAUUAUUGAAAGCUACACAAUGCACCGAUCCCACCCGAGUAUCAGUCGUCGCAAGCACCUCAUGAAGGAGAUGAUGGAGGACGACUACGCGCUGCCCACGGAAACUCAGCAGAUUGCGCGGGUCAUCAGCAGCCGGGGCAACAAUCUCCACGAGGUGGAGACCGUGGACGAAACAUUCCUUGUUUCGAUGCCCAACAAAUUCCGCAAGAGCAUGUGGGUGAAACGUGGCGACUUUCUGCUGGUCGAACCGAUUGAAGAGGGCGAUAAGGUCAAAGCUGAGAUCUGCAAAAUACUCACACCCGAACAUAUAAAGGAAUACACAAAAGCUGCAAUUUGGCCGGAUAAAUUCACUAAGAAACCUGCGGAGCAGGAAGCCACCAGCCAAAACAAAGACGACUCCGAUUUCGAGGAUGAUCUCCUGCCCAAUACAAAUCGUCCUGUAAAUCGGGAUUCCUCCGACGAAGAGAAAGAUGAGGAAACAUCCAGCGAAGAGGACUGAACGACGUACAAACACACAUAGUUAGGUUAUUUACAAAUUUGUCAAACUUAAUUAAACAAAAACUGUUGGUUAAU
Drosophila mauritiana is the source of this 607-nucleotide messenger RNA. RefSeq names its product probable RNA-binding protein EIF1AD. Gene Ontology annotation, cellular component: nucleus. The record is from RefSeq and is a predicted model, not a curated record. Gene Ontology annotation, biological process: translational initiation. The transcript has 3 exons. The coding region runs from base 54 to 533 and encodes 159 amino acids. NCBI's taxonomy places the organism in Eukaryota, Metazoa, Arthropoda, Insecta, Diptera, Drosophilidae. Gene Ontology annotation, molecular function: RNA binding; translation initiation factor activity.